This is a messenger RNA of Sardina pilchardus (European sardine), 2460 nucleotides long. RefSeq names its product interferon-induced protein 44-like. The transcript is spliced from 8 exons. The coding region runs from base 86 to 1033 and encodes 315 amino acids. The record is from RefSeq and is a predicted model, not a curated record. Gene Ontology annotation, biological process: immune response. NCBI's taxonomy places the organism in Eukaryota, Metazoa, Chordata, Actinopteri, Clupeiformes, Clupeidae.
GAGAUUUUUCACUGUCGAUACUCGUUUGUCCAGCAGGUUGACAUUUUCUGUGAACGAUUAAACAGAAGUGGACUAAAAACAUAUAAUGGACAAAAAGUCCUGGUUUGGUAAAUCCAAUAAGUCUGCUAGUGCAUUGUUGGAAAAUGAUUGGCGUAGCAUUAAGUGGGGUGAGGAAGACAAAAUAAGAAAAGAUCUGAAAGAGAUGAAGGUUAGGAACCCAGAAGUCCAGCAUCUGCGUAUUCUGGUCCACGGUCCAGUGGGAGCAGGGAAGUCCAGCUUCAUCAACUCCAUCGACUCCAUCUUCCAGGAGCGCAUGACUAGUAAAGCGAUAGCCCAAACAGCAACUGAACGCAGUUGUACUAAAAUAUUCAAAGUCCACGGUAUCAGAGACGGUAAGACCAGAGAGUUCCUGCCCUUUAGCCUGUGUGACAUCAUGGGUCUGGAAAAGGGCCCUACUGAAGGCCUGCAUCCUGACGACCUCAUCAAAAUUUUAAAAGGUCAAAUAAAAGAUGGCCAUAAGUUUAACCCUGUGAGCUCCUGUUCAGAAACGGAAGAGAACUUCGUCAGCAGGCCCACUCUGAGUGAGGAGAUUCACUGCCUUCUAAGCGUCAUUCCAGCGGACGUCAUCGGUCUGAUGAAAGAUGAGGACUUUACAAAGAUGAGGCAAAUUAAAGAUCAGGCUAAUGACAUGGGAAUCCCUCAGCUUGCAAUGCUAACAAAAGUGGAGCUGGCCUGUCCAGAGGUCCUGAAAGACUUAAAAGUGGUCUACAAAAGCAAGAAGAUCAAGGAGAAGAUGCAAGAGUGCAGUAACAGCCUGGGAGUUCCCAUGAACUGCAUCUUCCCAGUGAAGAACUACCACGAGGAGAUUGAUCUGAACACAGAUGUGAACGCACUUCUGCUGUCUGCACUGACACGCAUCCUCGAUUUCGCCAAUGAUUACGUGGAAGAUAAGAAGCCUCCUGCUCCUGCCAACAGGAAGAGCAGCAGCGAUGAACAGCACAAGUCUAGACUCUACCCUGACCUUACACACUAACCAUCAGCACUAGACUCUACCCUGACCUUACACACUAACCAUCAGCACAAGACUACAAUAGACUCUGCCCUGACCUUACACACUAACCAUCAGCACAAGACUAGACUCUACCCUGACCUUACACACUAACCAUCAGCACUAGACUCUACCCUGACCUUACACACUAACCAUCAGCACAAGACUACAGUAGACUCUACCCUGACCUUACACACUAACCAUCAGCACAAGACUACAGUAGACUCUACCCUGACCUUACACACUAACCAUCAGCACAAGUCUAGACUCUACCCUGACCUCACACACUAACCAUCAGCACAAGACUAGACUCUACCCUGACCUUACACACUAACCAUCAGCACAAGUCUAGACUCUACCCUGACCUUACACACUAACCAUCAGCACAAGUCUAGACUCUACCCUGACCUUACUCAUUAACCAUCAUCACAGUCUGGCAAGCUUCCUCUGUCAGUCAGACCCAUAAAUGGGUGGAAUAAUGUCCCAAGAGUGUUCCCUUGAGGUCGUAAUACUUUUGUCAAACCAUAAAAUCACCUCAAACCAUAAAGGAUUAACUAUGGUCAAAGGACGCCGUAAAUGUGAAACUUCUAGAUCUAAAUAUCCAGUUGUCACAGCUAUCAUGAAUGGGUGUUUGUUAAAUCAGAUAUUCAGUGGAACGGAAAAUUGUUUGCUGGGAAGUGACUUAUUUAUAGCCUACAUGGAGCAUCAUAGCUUUCCCCCAAAGUAUUUUAACCAUAAUGAAAAUGUGUCACUGUUUAACAAAGACCAGGGAGUAGGAAUUCAGAUGUUCAGUUCUUUUAUGUCUGUGACCUGUGAAGGCCUACUGAUGGCAAAACAAACCAGCAGCUUUGUCAGAGUCCUAACGCUAUUAGCCUUUCAUAGAUUUAGCAUAGAUUUAGUUACCUCAGCCAAGGAGAUUAUGUUUUUAUCGGGGUUUGUUUGCUUGUUUGUCUGUUUGUUUGUUUGAUAGCAAGAUAACUCAAAAAGUUAUGGAUGGAUUUCGAUAACAUCUUCAGGAAAAGUCUGAAAUGGCCCAAAGAACUAACUAUUACAACUAGCCUAUUACAUUUCGGGAGUGAUCCGGAUCACCGUCUGGAUCCAGGAGACGCGAGGUGGAGGUCUGUGCUCUCGGAGUGCUUUUCUAAUUCUUCAUGCUUCAUUUUUAUCAUAAUGUCUUUCUUCAUAUUUCAUUUCUGUAGAACAGGUGAAGGGGAUAAAAGUACAAAUCAUAUCUGGGCCGCAUUUACAGUGACUAUCGUUCAAUGGAACAUACGUUAUCUUUUACAUCAUAAAGCCUAUCAACACUAAAAGCUAAGACAGAUAUUCAAACAGUUUUGGAAGUUUGUUUUGCUUUAUAUACUCGGUUUUGACUUUAAUAUAAAAGCGUGUAAGAAAAUAAUAAACAUCUAAUA